UAAAAAAUGAAAAUGACAUCAUUAUUAAUUGUUGCAUUGCAAAUAUAUUGCUCAUUAGCAGUGCUUGGAAUAGAUUUACAUGCAAAACAUGAUGAUUUUGCUUGUAUUAAAAAGAAUGGAUACCAAUUUGUUAUAGCAAGAGCUUACAGAAGUUUUGGAGCAGUAGAUUUAGAUGGAUAUUAAAAUUUAGAGAAAGCAAAAGCAGCAGGAUUAAUAGGAGAUGUUUAUUUCUUCCCAUGUAAAGGAAGUAAUUAAAUAAUUGUUAUAAAAAUAAUUAGAGAAAACAGCUAAAAGUCAAGUAUAAGAAUUUGUCUAAACUUUUGGUAAUUAAUAAACAUAAGUGUAUGGUACAGUAUGGGUUGAUGUUGAAACAAAUCCUAGCACAGAUUGUGGAUGGACAAAUGAUUAUGCAAGCAAUUGUAAUUUCUUAUAAGAACUUGUAAAUGAAUUGAAAGGAAACAGUAGAUCAGUAGGAAUAUAUGCCUCAUAAUAUAUGUGGACUUCUAUAUUUGGAAGUUAAUCAGCAUGUUCACACUUUACUUCACUUCCAUUGUGGUAUCCUCAUUAUGAUCAGACACCUACUUUUGAUGAUUUUCCUAAAUAUAAAUUUGGAGGUUGGACUACUCCUAGUAUUAAGUAGUAUUCAGGAACAGCUACAGUUUGUGGUGUAGGAGUUGAUUUAAAUUAUUAUAAGUGAAACAGAU
Molecule: messenger RNA, 704 nt
Organism: Paramecium sonneborni
Lineage: Eukaryota; Ciliophora; Oligohymenophorea; Peniculida; Parameciidae
Source: the annotation of a GenBank genome assembly